UAGCAUGGCAAGUGUCUGCUCAGAGCUAGAGGCGAGUGAAAUUGAAUGAAAUUUGAUAUAUGUCCCAACGUCACACUGAGCUCAACCCGCUGGAACAUCGCAAGCGAACGGUCGACGGACGCUAAAGGAGUGGUUGCGGAGGAGAGAUUUCCAGUGCUGCUAUUUCAGCGUACUCUGCCAAACCUACUCGUCACUUGCGCUGAGCGACUGCGUCGUGCGCUAAUCCAAAAGGUCAACAAAACCUCCUGGAUUGACUACAACACUAUGUUGCCUGUUGCUGUCUUCAUUGUCCUUAUUACAACAUGGAUGUCCGUUCCGGCAUCUGCUGCCACAUGUUCUUCAACACCAAACCUCUCGAACGGAUAUUAUACUACCAGUAUUAGCAGUUUUACAAAUGGUGGCAUAGCGUUUGCUGCUUGUUGUCCAGGAUACCAGGUAAAUCGACCAUUGACAAUCACGUGUGGUAAUGGCACUUGGCCUAGUGGUGGAUCUCGUCCAACUUGUACAUCAACUACAUGUUCUGCAGCACCACCAAUCGCUAACGGCUAUCUUACUUUCAACAGUAGGAGUUUUAUGGAUGGAGGUUCAACAACUGCCAAUUGUUUUCCAGGAUACCAGUUGAAUGGAACAGCUGCUAUUACUUGUACAAGUGGCCAGUGGCCUAGUAAUGCUUCUCUUCCAACUUGUACACCACUCUCGACAUGCCCUCCCCUCACUGUGGAUAAUGGAGAUGUGUCAAGCGGCUCAGGCAACUUGAACAACAUUCACGGUGUCACAUGUACUUCUGGCUUCGAGCUAAUGGGAAACUCAAUAGUGAUCUGCCUUGACGAUGGCAAUUGGUCUAGCAUACCUGAGUGUGUCCAAUCUGUGGAGUGCAGCUCCCUCACGGUUGCCAAUGGACAAGUCUCUCAAGGACAGAACACGGUUGGCAGUGUGAGGACAGUGUCGUGCGAUGAUGAAUAUGAGCCCAAAAGCGAUAGGACAAUAGUCUGCUCGGUGAAUGGCAGCUGGUCCAGCAGUCCAACGUGUCAAGCUACUACUACUACUACUACUACUACUACCACUAUAGGUACACAGGCGCAUGCGGAGGGAACUAUGGCUGAUGCUUCAUUCCUGAGCCAGGGUGGCGCUGUGGCUCUGAUUGUUGUCAUCGCUGUCUUAAUUAUGAUGCUUGUGAUCGCUGUCAUCGCCAUCAUCAAGAUGGCAAGACGCGUCUAUGAACCUAGACGUGACGACAAUGUCUGCUAUAACAAUAAGUUAGACCACGAGCAGGUAGCAGUGACUGUAGAUACACAAGACUCGUCUGAACCACCUCGACCAAUCGCCGUGUACGCCACUCCGAACAAGACGACUCAGCGGAUGCCUGGAGGCGAAAACGCAACUAACUAUGCGGCCAUCGAAUUUGCACCCAGGGCCAGCCCCAACGAACAGUGAAGUGGCAACUACAAAUUUAAAUUGUUGUUUUUCCACCAUGAUUAGAGCAUUUGUUGGGCUACUUUUUUGUUAUUCUCUUAUUAGCUUAUCGCCAGCAUGUUAUUCACGACAUUAGAUUGCAUAGCUCAAGUUUAGUUUUGGGUAAUCCUACACAGGUUUUCACCUUACGUGACUUUUUUGGCAGCUAGGUGAGCGAUGUACAUGUACAUGUAGCUCAAAAUUUCCCUAAUGGCGAGGCGUCGCUUUAUGUUUUUCUUGCUCCAGCUUGCAUACAAAUUUUGAAAAUGUCAGGCAGGGAUCUUGUGGUUUUAUUCAUUUCAAACCGGUCUCCUUUUCACUGGAAAUUUGCUAUCUAUGAAGUUCAUAAUUUCAUACUACGGAUUUCUUCUGAGAUUUUCCCUCUUUGGGAUCAGCACAUCUGAUAUCUCACAGAGUCACAGGUGGAACUUUCUAAUUUGCGAUGCAUUGUACAAUUCUACUGGUCUUGUAUGAGUAACCCAGUUUUCGCACACCUCCCAAUAUUUCUCUUCGUUACUUUAUCUGUUAUUGAUAUGUGCUACUAGUAGCUUUGCAUAUCAUGCUGGCAACAUCCAAAUGUACGUUUCCCAUUUCA
Molecule: messenger RNA, 2047 nt
Organism: Sycon ciliatum
Lineage: Eukaryota; Metazoa; Porifera; Calcarea; Leucosolenida; Sycettidae
Product: sushi, von Willebrand factor type A, EGF and pentraxin domain-containing protein 1-like
Exons: 7
Coding region: 46-1434 (462 amino acids)
Source: RefSeq, a predicted model, not a curated record